AUGUUGCUGAAUAAAAUAGGGUUAAUUUUUAGUGCAUUUGCGAUUGCAAUUGCAGCCACUGCUUUUGCUCAGCCUUUGGUUAAAGAAGUAAUGGGAAAUACAGAGGGUAUUCAGGGUGAAAAACAGGGUACAACUAUUACACCAAUCGCUCUCAAUAAUACCGCCACCAAUACCACAACAACGCCUCCACGGGAACUAUCGAUAGCGGAGAUAGUGAGAAAUAUCGAUCUGAAUAACAACUACACGCAGGCGUUGAGCGAACUUGAGGAUAUUAGCGCGUCUGGAGAUGUUAGAGUGAUGAAUAGCCUACUGGAGCAGCUGAAUAGCGUAAUUGAAAGUGCUAGUGGCGAAUUGAGCAGAUUCAACAUGAAGAACACUACAAUUUUCAAUUACAGUGAGAUCAAUAACCUCAUCAGAUACACUGAACAGAAGACAAAGAAGAUUGUUGUGCCGGUCGUUGAUAAAAAGCUUGGACAGAAGCUAGAUACACACGAUAAGCAGCAACUGCACCAUCUAUACGACCAAGUCUGUGAUCUGGGCGAUGAACUCAGAACAAGCCUGCCUUCUUUGGUUUAUCAGCAAAUCACGAUCCUUGGUUAA
This is a messenger RNA of Wallemia ichthyophaga EXF-994, 600 nucleotides long. RefSeq lists its product as uncharacterized. The record is from RefSeq and is a predicted model, not a curated record. Bases 1 to 600 code for a protein of 199 amino acids. NCBI's taxonomy places the organism in Eukaryota, Fungi, Basidiomycota, Wallemiomycetes, Wallemiales, Wallemiaceae. The transcript is spliced from 2 exons.